CAUUCACAGAAGCUUCGAUGUGUUCGUAAACCAGGAUCCGACAUCUGUGAGCGGUGUUCCAGACUAAAGACGGCAUGCCGAUAUGGCCCUCGUGCGCCUCGUUCAUCCUUGAAGCCUCCGGAACAAAUCACGGACUGGCAGUCGCUUACAGUACUUGCAUCGACGCCAACACCGAACGUAGAUCCAGAUGCUAUGUACGGUGACAUGCUUGAUGAUGACUGGCUGUCUCCUUUUAGGGUAGAAACGAGUUUCGCCGAAGGAAGAGGGACAAUGUAUCCGGAUAGUUGCUAUUCGAAUGGAAGUGGACCUUCAAAACAGAGUAUACUAGAUAUGGAUUGGUCCACCAAUUACGGCGAUAUGAUGACUACGAACCAAAUGGCCGAUGCAAACCUCACGAAUGUCAACGAAGACACCAUGAUCUACGCAGGGAAUCGUCCCUCGCCUCGAAUAUCCAUAUCGGAUUCCAGAAUCGAGUAUCAAAACACGGAAGACUACCCGAAGACCUCUCCUACUUCCGCCGUUCACAAAUUAGCAGCCCUCAACGUCGCACUUUACGAAUGCGCCGCUCAGAUUCCAUCUGUCAGCAAAGAAGGCAUCAUAUCUGCCGGAGGAGAUCCCCGGAAAUCACAGAAAGCAACCGUGUUUGCUUUCGACGAACUAUUCCGGCUCACGACGGACUUUAUCGAGGUCGUAAAAGACCUCUCUGUCGAAGAGCCCACGGCAAACCCUCCUCUAUCGUCUACAGAUCUAACACAACCUUCCACCCAGCCAUCACUCCCGCUCGUCACAUACACCCACCCAUCCCUCAGCACCAACACAACCCCUCUCCCAAGUUCUUUACCCACCGCCCUCUUCGCCCACGUCGACGAACCCACCCUCCUCCUCCUCUCCUCUUCUCUCACCCGCCUAGCUACCAUUUACGCCUCCAUCUUCGAGAAAAUAUACCUCUGCCUCGAGCAUUCCGCCACACCAGUAAUAGGCCGCGACUGGGCGAUCAUCCUGCCUCGAAUUUCAGUUGGCUCGAUCGCGUCGCCGCCCGUGCGGGUGGAUAAUGACACGCCACUUGUGUCGAAAACGGAGAGUUCGUUGUAUAUGCUUGUUUUCACCAUGUUGGCGGGGCAGUUGUGGGGGCAAGUGGGGGAGGGGAUGGGGUUAGGGGAUGGUGCUAAGGAUGGGAGAGGGUUGAUGGACGUGAUGUGGGAUUCUGUGAGGGAGAGAGUGGAGGGGAUGGUGAGGAUGGUUGAAGAUACUAAAGGGUUAUUGCAGAGGUAUUCAGCAUAG
Molecule: messenger RNA, 1281 nt
Organism: Mytilinidion resinicola
Lineage: Eukaryota; Fungi; Ascomycota; Dothideomycetes; Mytilinidiales; Mytilinidiaceae
Exons: 2
Coding region: 193-1281 (362 amino acids)
Source: RefSeq, a predicted model, not a curated record